GCUCCUCCCUCUCCGUUGUCUCGGCAGGUUUCUGCGCCCGGCCCGGCGGGAGGAGAAUGUGUGAGUCCCUCUCGGGGAGGGGAGGGGAGGAGAGGGAAUCACCAGGCGGCGCCACACGGCCAGCUAAAUGGAGUCUGAGCAGCUGUUCCAUAGAGGUUAUUACCGGAAUAGCUACAACAGCAUAACUAGUGCAAGCAGCGAUGAAGAACUUUUAGAUGGAGCAGGUGUCAUCAUGGAUUUUCAGACCUCUGAAGAUGAUAAUUUGUUAGAUGGUGAUGCAUGUAUUGCUGGAACUCAUUAUACAAUGACAAAUGGAGGAAGUAUUAACAGCACGACACACUUGCUGGACCUCUUGGAUGAACCCAUUCCUGGUGUUGGAACUUACGAUGACUUCCACACUAUCGACUGGGUGCGAGAGAAAUGCAAAGACAGAGAGAGACACAGACGGAUCAAUAGCAAGAAGAAAGAGUCUGCCUGGGAGAUGACAAAGAGUUUGUAUGAUGCAUGGUCAGGAUGGUUAGUCGUAACACUAACUGGAUUGGCAUCAGGUGCAUUGGCUGGGCUGAUCGAUAUUGCUGCAGACUGGAUGACUGAUUUAAAGGAAGGUAUUUGUCUCAGUGCUCUGUGGUUUAACCAUGAACAGUGUUGCUGGGCAUCAGAUGAGACAACAUUUGAAGAGCGAGACAAGUGUCCACUUUGGAAAACAUGGGCAGAAUUAAUAAUAGGUCAAGCAGAAGGCCCAGGUUCCUACAUAAUGAAUUACAUAAUGUACAUUUUCUGGGCCUUGAGCUUUGCUUUCCUCGCAGUGUCUCUGGUGAAGGUGUUUGCACCUUAUGCUUGUGGCUCUGGGAUUCCCGAGAUCAAAACUAUUCUGAGUGGCUUCAUAAUUAGAGGAUACUUGGGCAAGUGGACCUUGAUGAUAAAAACAGUCACUUUAGUCUUGGCUGUAGCCUCAGGGUUAAGUUUAGGAAAAGAAGGUCCUCUUGUACAUGUCGCCUGCUGCUGUGGAAAUAUCUUUUCCUACCUCUUUCCGAAGUAUAGCACAAAUGAAGCCAAAAAAAGGGAGGUAUUAUCAGCUGCUUCAGCAGCUGGAGUAUCAGUAGCCUUUGGUGCCCCUAUUGGAGGAGUCCUUUUCAGCUUAGAAGAAGUCAGUUAUUAUUUUCCUUUGAAAACUUUGUGGAGAUCGUUCUUUGCUGCCUUGGUGGCUGCAUUUGUUUUGAGAUCAAUCAAUCCUUUUGGCAACAGUCGUCUAGUUCUUUUCUAUGUUGAAUACCAUACUCCAUGGUAUCUGUUUGAACUAUUACCAUUCAUUCUUCUGGGCGUGUUUGGUGGGCUAUGGGGAGCAUUUUUCAUCCGUGCAAACAUUGCUUGGUGCCGCCGACGCAAAUCAACAAAAUUUGGGAAGUAUCCUGUUCUGGAGGUCAUUAUUGUAGCAGCAAUAACGGCUGUCAUUGCUUUUCCAAAUCCAUACACCAGAGUCAACACCAGUGAACUUAUCAAAGAACUCUUCACAGACUGCGGCCCCUUGGAAUCUUCCUCCCUUUGUGAUUACAGAAAUGACAUGAAUAUCAGCAAAAUAGUUGAUGAUAUUCCCGACCGUCCAGCAGGCACUGGAGUGUACUCAGCUAUGUGGCAACUGUGUUUAGCCCUUAUAUUUAAGAUUAUAAUGACUGUCUUCACUUUUGGUAUCAAGGUUCCUUCUGGCUUGUUCAUACCGAGUAUGGCGAUUGGAGCAAUAGCUGGGAGAAUUGUGGGAAUUGCUGUGGAGCAGCUUGCUUAUUAUCAUCAAGACUGGUUUAUCUUCAAGGAGUGGUGUGAAGUUGGAGCAGACUGUAUAACACCAGGCCUUUAUGCUAUGGUUGGUGCUGCUGCAUGCUUAGGUGGUGUGACAAGAAUGACUGUAUCUCUGGUGGUUAUUGUAUUUGAGUUAACAGGUGGGCUAGAAUACAUUGUGCCCCUCAUGGCUGCAGUUAUGACAAGCAAGUGGGUGGGAGAUGCUUUUGGCCGAGAAGGUAUCUAUGAAGCACACAUUCGUCUGAAUGGAUAUCCUUUCUUAGAUGCCAAGGAAGAAUUUACCCACACAACACUGGCAGCUGAUGUCAUGAGACCUCGAAGAAACGAAGCACCCUUGGCAGUGCUAACACAAGAUAAUAUGACGGUGGAUGAUAUAGAAAAUUUGAUAAAUGAAACCAGCUAUAAUGGUUUCCCUGUUAUAAUGUCAAAGGAAUCUCAAAGGCUAGUAGGAUUUGCCUUGAGGAGAGAUUUGACCAUUGCAAUAGAAAGUGCUAGAAAGAAGCAAGAAGGCAUUGUUGGGAGUUCAAGAGUCUGUUUUGCCCAGCAUACCCCAUCACUUCCAGCAGAAAGCCCUCGACCAUUGAAGCUUAGAAGUAUUCUUGACAUGAGCCCUUUUACUGUGACGGAUCACACACCAAUGGAGAUAGUGGUGGAUAUUUUUCGCAAACUGGGCCUGAGGCAGUGCCUUGUAACACACAAUGGGAUUGUCUUGGGGAUCAUCACAAAGAAGAACAUAUUAGAGCAUCUCGAGCAACUAAAGCAACACGUCGAACCCUUGGCGCCUCCUUGGCAUUAUAACAAAAAAAGAUAUCCUCCGUCAUAUGGCCCAGACGGCAAACCAAGAUCCCACGUCAAUAAUGUUCAACUGAACCCAAUAAUGGAGGAGAGAGGGGAAAGUGAAGAGGAAGUUCGUUUGUUGAACAGCACAACACUUUAGCAUGAGGCAUUGCUUUGCAAUGCAGAAUGAAAACUGGAUUUCUGGAGAAGCAUGCUGCCGGAUCUCAGGAGUUUGGUUGAGGAAAGGAUGGAGGGAUGGACAAAGGCUGUUUCUUGCACUAACAGAGGGGGUGGGGAAGUGGAAUUCUGCAGUCCUGCACUGGAUGCAUUCUGAGUUGCUAAAUCUGCUAUGAUAGUGCAGUGAGAAGUUGUGUCAGAAGACGGAAGGCUCUGGUUCACAUCCUGUUGCUUUAGUUUUGAAGAAAUGGAUGGUUAGUCCCUGUUUCUGGAGGGAUCCUUUUGAAUUGAGCCAUCAUUUGAAAACUGGAAAUUUUGCCCUUUUUACUGCAAAGAAUUGUGUUAACUUGUGAAUUGCAUAGUUAUAUUCUACAUCACCUCUUUACAUUCCAGAAGACCUUUCAUUUCCUGUCUCUCCUAACCUGUAAACACAGUCUCUUCACUACUGGUGUGUGUCCUACUAAAAUGAUAGUUUCUCAUAUUGAGAUAUACUAUGACCUGCUGAGUUUGAUCACAAGAAGGAAGUAUUUCUUGUGCCAUUUAAAGCUAGAGCUUGUAUAUCAUGAAACUGUUGUGGCAGUUUAGAUCUUCUGCAGCACAAGCAGAUUGUACAGGUAAAGUGGCAUCUCUGGAGCAUGUUAGAAAUCCUGUCAUUUGUGAGCUGCAAUAUAAACAGCCAAAACCUGUCUCAAGAAGAACAUCUGUGCUGCAGGAUAAUAAUGUGACCUGGGCUUAUGCAAUUUUUGUAUUAUUAAAAACACUAAGGUAUAUAUACCAAUGUUGUGCAGUGUAAGGCAGAUAUUGCUAGUCUGCUAAAACCAGGAAUAAUUCUGUAUAAUUGUGUAUCUGGUAACAAUUGCAUGUUCAAACACUGGAGAUCCUUCCUCCCCAAUUAAGAGCUGUCAUUUUUGUUUCCGAUUCCUACAAAACAGGAAAAAGUUUAUAAUCAUAAUUUGCACUAGAUAUACAUAGAUAUUUUACCAUGGUUUUAUUUAUAUUUUUAUGGAUUAAAAUAUACUGAAUAUAAAUUAGUCACACAGUUAAUUUUACCUUGUAGAUGUGUGAUUUUUAUACAGUAAUUCAAAAUCCACCAUAAAGGUGUGCUAGGCAAAAGCGCCUGCAGGGAAAGGUUUAACUCUUUUUUUUUCUAAUCUAACCUGACACUUGAUUGCCAUAAACUUAAAAUUACUGUUUCUUUUUUCAUCCAAGAACUGGAAAAACAAGAGUCUCUGUACGUGUAAAUAGUGCGAGAUUUAACAACAUGAUCAUAUUUUAAUUGUAGAUCUGUGGUCAUUUGAUU
Molecule: messenger RNA, 4048 nt
Organism: Pogona vitticeps (central bearded dragon)
Lineage: Eukaryota; Metazoa; Chordata; Lepidosauria; Squamata; Agamidae
Gene: CLCN3
Product: chloride voltage-gated channel 3
Biological process (GO): transmembrane transport; chloride transport
Cellular component (GO): synaptic vesicle; early endosome; plasma membrane
Molecular function (GO): chloride:proton antiporter activity; voltage-gated chloride channel activity
Source: RefSeq, a predicted model, not a curated record